Messenger RNA from Candida tropicalis MYA-3404, 1905 nucleotides. RefSeq names its product Emp70p (gene EMP70). The record is from RefSeq and is a predicted model, not a curated record. The transcript has a single exon. Gene Ontology annotation, cellular component: fungal-type vacuole membrane; endosome. Bases 1 to 1905 code for a protein of 634 amino acids. Gene Ontology annotation, biological process: protein localization to membrane; vacuolar transport. Lineage: Eukaryota; Fungi; Ascomycota; Pichiomycetes; Serinales; Debaryomycetaceae.
AUGAUGAUUAAACUUCUUAUAACUUUUAUGUUAUGUUUUAUAAACAUAACUUUUGGUUUUUAUUUACCAGGUGUGGCACCAACAAAUUAUAAAAAAGGUGAUCCAAUUCCAUUAUAUGUUAAUCAUUUAACUCCUUCAUUACAUCAUUCAUCAAGUCAUGGAAAGAUAUCAAGUGCUACUUAUGUUUAUUCCUAUGAUUAUUAUUAUCCAAAAUUCCAUUUCUGUCCACCUAAAGGAGGACCUAAGAAACAACUGGAAUCAUUAGGAUCAAUUAUUUUUGGAGAUCGUAUAUUCAAUUCACCAUUUGAAAUUAAGAUGUUGGAAUCUAAAAUUUGUUCAAAAUUAUGUAAUUCAAAAUAUAGUAAAACUGAUUCCGUUUUUGUUAAUAGAAAUAUUAAAGCUGGUUAUAAUCAUAAUUGGAUAAUUGAUGGAUUACCAGCUUCAAUGCCAAUUUUGGAUGCUUCUACUAAUACUGAAGUUUAUGGUACUGGAUUUAAGAUUGGUCAAGUUGAUAAUAAAAAUUUUGCUAAUUUAUUUAAUCAUUUUGAAAUUGUUAUUGAAUAUCAUAAGAGAAAAGAUGAUGAAUUUAGAGUUGUUGGAGUUACUGUCACUCCUCAUUCUUUAGAUAGAUCAGAACUUAAUCAAGAAGAAGCUACUGAUGAUCAAUUGUGUAAUUUGGAAUUGAAACCAGUUCAAUUGAAUAAAAGUAAAGAUUCCGAAGUUUUAUUUACUUAUAGUGUUAAAUUUGAACAAAGUGAUGUUGCUUGGGCUACUAGAUGGGAUAAGUAUUUACAUGUUUAUAAUCCAAAGAUUCAAUGGUUUUCAUUAAUUAAUUUUUCAUUAAUUGUUUUAAUUUUGGGUAUUAUUAUUGCUCAUAUUUUAGUUAAAACAUUGAAAAAUGAUAUUGUUAAAUAUAAUGAAGUUAACUUGGAUGAUGAUAUUUCUGAUGAAAGUGGAUGGAAAUUAAUUCAUGGUGAUGUUUUCAGACCUCCAAAACAAAGAUUAUUAUUGAGUGUUUUAGUUGGUAGUGGGGUUCAAGUUUUCAUUAUGGCAUUUGUUACUAUUGUAUUUGCAUUAUUUGGACUUCUUUCACCAUCAAAUAGAGGUUCAUUAUCCACUUUUAUGUUUAUUAUUUAUAUUGGUAGUUCAAUUAUUUCAUCGUUUAUUUCUGGUUAUUUAUAUCGAUUCCUUGGUGGAGAUAAUUGGAAGUUAAAUAUGUUGUUGACACCAAUUUUAGUUCCUGGAUUAUUAUUUACAGUAUUUGUAUUUUUGAAUUUCUUUUUAAUUAGUGUUCAAUCAUCAGGAGCUAUUCCAAUGGGUACUAUGAUUGCAAUUAUUGUUAUUUGGUUUGUUAUUUCAAUUCCAUUAUCAGUUAUUGGAUCAAUUUUAGCAUCUAAAAAACCCCUUUUAACAGUUCCAGUAAGAACAAAUCAAAUUCCAAGACAAAUUCCACCUCAACCAUGGUAUUUAAGAACUAUUCCAGUAAUGUUAAUUUCUGGUAUUUUCCCAUUUGGAUCAAUUGCAGUUGAAAUGUAUUUUAUUUAUUCUUCAAUUUGGUUUAAUAAGAUUUUUUAUAUGUUUGGAUUUUUAUUCUUUUGUUUCUUGUUGAUGAUUUUAACUACAAGUUUAAUUACUGUAUUGAUGACUUAUUAUUCAUUAUGUUCAGAAAAUUAUAAAUGGCAAUGGAAAUCAAUUUUCAUUGGUGGUGGUUGUUCAAUUUAUGUUUUAGUUCAUUCUUUCUUUUUAACUAAUGGUGAAAAAUUUGGUGGUUUUAGUUCAUUAGUUUUAUAUUCUGGUUAUUCAACUAUUAUUUCAUUAUUAGUCUUCCUUUGUUGUGGUUCAGUUGGUUUUAUUAGUAGUUUAAUCUUUGUUAGAUUAAUCUAUGGACAAAUUAAAAUCGAUUAA